AGCCGAGGAUACAAAAGGAUCGACCAGCACAGGUUCUACAUGUCGACGAUGGAUUCUUCAAGCAACACGGUGCUCCUCAUCCUCCUUCUUGGGAUCACGCAAGCCAGUGCGCUCAUCGGUUACGAUUGUGGAGGACGAACCCUCAACGUAACGACAGUCUCCGCCAUAGAUGCCAUCGACUGUGAACCAACGAGCGUAGAGCCUGCAACAAAAACGAGAAACAUCCAGCUGCUUCAACUCGGUGACUACAACAAUGCACCAGUUAUCCAGUGCAAAGUGGAGAUCGAUCGAACGAUACACUAUUGCGGGAUGCAUUCUCACACUUCGGUCGUCCAGGGCGGACGACAACAAUAUAUGUUCCCGACAUCAAGAGAAGCCUGCCGUACGCUGCAUGCGACUGGAACGAUUGCAAUUUCACCGCCUGUACAGAUCUCUGGAAUCGGAAGGAACGUGUCAAUGCCGUUCAGCCUCACCUUGGCCGGAACCAUCACGAUGGACGGGACGUGCAAGGGUACAUCGUACGCAGACCCGUUCGGAUCGUGGGACAACGUCAUUGUGCAAGGCCUCAUCAAAGUUACAGUGCAAAGCUACCCUGCAACGGUAAAAUUAUCGACAGGACAAAUCAUAUUAAAAUCCGGGUAUCAAUGUAAUCUCCAGGAAGAAGUACGCCACGACCCUGAAGCAGGACACACUUACUGGAACUCUAUCCCUAAGGAUUAUUGCGAGUUCAACAAAUACACUGUGCUGUACGAAGGUAAAGCGACGAAAAUUAUUCCGCAUGACUCCGAUGGACUCCUUCUAUAGGCUAUGUGAACUUGGCACCCGACUUUUAAAAAAUUAACUUUUUUUUUCAUAAACUGGUAGUAUAUCGUUUGUAGUUGAUGGAGUAAAAAUAUUUUCGU
Messenger RNA from Osmia lignaria (orchard mason bee), 902 nucleotides. NCBI's taxonomy places the organism in Eukaryota, Metazoa, Arthropoda, Insecta, Hymenoptera, Megachilidae. The record is from RefSeq and is a predicted model, not a curated record.